Peromyscus leucopus (white-footed mouse) is the source of this 3475-nucleotide messenger RNA. It is a transcript of the gene Arhgap8, whose product is annotated as Rho GTPase activating protein 8. Gene Ontology annotation, biological process: small GTPase-mediated signal transduction; negative regulation of endocytic recycling. Bases 2000 to 3352 code for a protein of 450 amino acids. Gene Ontology annotation, cellular component: cytoplasm. The transcript is spliced from 13 exons. Gene Ontology annotation, molecular function: GTPase activator activity. The record is from RefSeq and is a predicted model, not a curated record. NCBI's taxonomy places the organism in Eukaryota, Metazoa, Chordata, Mammalia, Rodentia, Cricetidae.
CUCUUAACCUCUGAGCCAUCUCCCCAGCCCCAGAAAAUUUCUUAAUUAAAAAAAGUUUGAGCUUGUAAAGGGAAAAGGACCCACAUGUUGGUUGGCUAAAGCAGAGGACAGAGGAAAAUGGAGCCAUCACUGCUGCGGAGGCCAUGGCUGUGGGCUCUGAGCAGCUACUUCGCCCUGGGGAUGGUGUGAGGACUGGCCUCUCAGUCGUUACUGGUUCCUGGCCAGCUGCCCCAGGCUAUGUGUGUCCGGAGCUGUGGGCUCCGAGGGCCAAGUUCCUUUGCUGGCUACCUAUAAAGUAGGUUUUUCCUGCAAGGUGUGGGUUCAGGGUCCCAGCCUGGGCAUCAUCCCACACCAGUGAGGUCCCCGGUGAGCGGCUCUCCAGUGUAGAUAAUUUUGGAUUUGAGGAGCACUGGAGAGAAGGUUUGGCUGAUGAGGCCUGGCCUUGAUGUCCUGUGCCCUGCCAGGAAGCAAACCUGAUCCUGAGUAUGCAUCUGGGGCCUGGGCCAGUGGCUCCCCAGCUCAGAGCCUCAGCAUCUAGAGUUAGGUGACGUGGAAAAGUACCGGGGCAGGCUUGGGGAGACUGAGGGCGGAGAGGCCAAGCCUCUGUGUGAAGUAUGGGAGGGCUGAGGUGUCUCAGCUGUCCACACUACUGUAGGAAAGAAUGUCACAGGAUUAGGAUGGGGAGGUAGCUGGUCCAGAAUUACAGGUACUCUAGGCUCCAUGUCUGUUGCAAGUGUGUAAAAGGGAUGGGACACACGAGAUCCCUCCCUGCUUUUCCCCUCUGGGCAUCGUAUCCUUGGCUCUCUCCUGGGACCUUCGCCCUCUCUGUUCCUCCCCCAUUCAGGAUGCCCUUCUUUCGGGAUCUCCUGCCAGCAUUGCCCUUGGCAGCCCCAGGGACUUGGCAAUAAGUUAGCCUCCACCCUGCCUGUCUGACCACCCAGCUGGAGCAAAGCUCCAGGCCAGAGCCACACAGCAGCCUGGUGGCAGAGCCCUGACCAGGGGCACAGAUGGCUGAGGGCUUCAGGGAGGAUAGAAUAGCAUGGGGAGGGGGAAGGGUGUGUAACAACUGGACAAGGACUCUAGAAAUAUCACUAUUGACUCAAGAGAAGCUUCAGCAACCCCUCCUGAUGAUGACCUAGCCUCCUGUUAGAGGUGACUAGUUUAGCAACACCCCUGCAUGAAGCUUCAGCAGGAAGAACUCACUCACAUCACCUCACCUGCUGGAAUAUAAAAUAUUUAAAACAUUUGCAGAAGCACAAAGCCAAGAAAGAGUCUGGGCUUCCUGUCCUGGGCACUGACCUGUGGGUGACCUUGGGCUAGUCUGCGCUGAAGCAGCGCAGAGCUCUGAGAGGUAGAGAUUGGUUCUCCUCAGGGCGCUGUGGUUGAGAAAGGCGCUUCCCCUCAGUCACGGCUUCCAGCUCUUGGUAAUAUUUCUUAAACAUUCCUGUAGCCUGAAGAUUGGGAGGAGGUGUGUUUUUGACUUGAGACCGAGUCUUGCUGUGCAGCCCAGGCUGGCCUCACACUAACUCGUCAGUGUCAUGAGUUCUAACACGUUUCAUACUUUAGCCUAGAGAGGUCUAACCUCCCUGAUUAUCAGGACACAGAGCUGCUGUGGUGUCUGUAGUGAUGUCUCCUGGUUACAUUGUUUUUAGUUUCCCAUCUGUGUUUGAAGACAUACACUUGUCAACUCGACUGGGUUUUGGCCAAGGAAUUAAAGGUUGUUUUUCUCCCUUCCUGCCCCGACAACCCUGUGUGUCCAUUUAUCUGUGGAGGUCAGAUGUCAAUGUCCAGAGUCCUCUUCAGUUUCUCUUCACCUUAUUUUCUGAGACAGGGUCUCUCACUGAACCCGGAUCUUACGGAUUCCCCUAGACUGGCUGGCCAGUGAUCCCCAGAGCCCCUCCUGUACAAUCUCCCCGGGGCUGUGACUGCAGCAGAGCUACAGAGAGACCAGGAAGCGACAGCCACACUGGGGGCCACAGGAGGGCCCUCAGUAGUGUCCAUGGCCAGCCAGGACCCGACGCUGAGCACGAAUCACCCGUUCUAUGAUGUGGCCAGACACGGCAUUCUGCAGGUGGCAGGGGAUGACCGCCAGGGGAGACGCAUCUUCACAUUCAGCUGCUGCCGGCUGCCACCCCUGCACCAGCUCAACCACCAGCGUCUGCUGGAGUAUCUGAAGUACACGCUGGACCAGCACGUGGAGAAUGACUACACCAUCAUCUACUUUCACUACGGCCUCAGCAGCCAGAACAAACCGUCCCUGGGCUGGCUCCAGAAUGCCUACAAGGAGUUUGACCGGAAGCUUCCUUCCCUCUUGCAUCCCAACCCUGGAACCCGUCACUUCUCCCAGGAUCCUGCCUCCUUCCUGAGGACCGUGUAUAAGAAGAACCUGAAGGCGCUCUAUGUUGUCCACCCCACCAGCUUCAUCAAAGCACUGUGGAGCAUCUUCAAGCCCCUCAUCAGUCACAAGUUUGGGAAAAAAGUCACCUACUGCAGUAGCCUGCGUGAGCUCCGAGAACAUCUCCAGUGCGACCAGCUGCUCAUCCCCCCAGAAGUAGUACGGUAUGACGAGAAGCUGCAAAACCUGCACAAAGGCCAGCUGCCCCCUCCCACCAAGACCCCGCCACCUCGACCACCUCUGCCCACCCAGCAGUUUGGCGUCAGCCUGCAAUACCUCAAAGACAAAAACCAAGGUGAACUCAUCCCCCCUGUGCUGAGGUGGACAGUGACGUACCUGAGGGAGAAAGGGCUACACACGGAGGGCCUGUUCCGGAGAUCGGCCAGCGCCCAGAUAGUCCACCAGGUCCAGCGGCUGUAUGAUCAAGGGAAGCCGGUGAACUUUGACGACUACGGGGACAUGCAUGUCCCAGCCGUGAUCCUGAAGACCUUUCUGCGUGAGCUGCCUCAGCCUCUGCUGACCUUCCAAGCCUAUGAGCAGAUUCUCGGGAUCACCAGUGUGGAGAGCAGCCUGCGUGUAACCCACUGCCGCCUGAUCCUGCGGAGCCUCCCGGAGCACAACUACACCGUCCUCCGCUACCUCAUGGGCUUCCUGCAUGAGGUGUCUCUGGAGAGCAUUUCAAACAAGAUGACCAGCUCAAACCUGGCAUGUGUGUUCGGGCUGAACUUGAUCUGGCCGUCCCAGGGGGUGGCUUCCCUGAGCGCCCUGGUGCCUCUGAACCUGUUCACGGAGCUGCUGAUUGAGUACUACGACACAGUGUUCAGCACCCAAGAGGCCCCCGGGGAGCACGUGCAGACCACUGUGGAAAUGGAACAGGCUGGCCCUGUCACCAAAGGAUUCACGAAGACAGGCACUCCCCAGGCCUCGCCAUACUUACCGCGCUUCCGCAUCCCCUGACUGGCUGGAGACACCUCAAGAUGGAGGUGCCCCCUUGCAAUCUAUGUAUCUGUGGCCCCGUUUGUCUUAUAAACAUAUGGUCUGUAAGAAGACACAGGAAUUAAAUGAACCCAGAACUUUUUA